Molecule: messenger RNA, 2917 nt
Organism: Nannospalax galili (Upper Galilee mountains blind mole rat)
Lineage: Eukaryota; Metazoa; Chordata; Mammalia; Rodentia; Spalacidae
Gene: Rgs4
Product: regulator of G protein signaling 4
Exons: 5
Coding region: 230-847 (205 amino acids)
Source: RefSeq, a predicted model, not a curated record
AGGGGCUGGAGAGGCAGAGUGAGACAGCAGAGCGGAGCCUGCAAACCUGCCUUCUGAUUGGCUGCCCGGCCCGUGGCUGGGCUAUAAAAGAGACCCCUACAGGCUUGGGAGCGAGAAGCUUCAGGAGCCUGACAGCGUCUUUGCGAGGCAGAGGCAACUGCUCAAAAUAGAAAGCACAGCUCCUCCUGCUGCCUUCCUUUCCAGCCUGCGAAUCCCACUGUUAAACAAGAUGUGCAAAGGACUUGCAGGUCUGCCGGCUUCCUGCCUGAGGAGUGCCAAAGAUAUGAAACACCGGCUGGGCUUCCUGCUGCAGAAGUCUGAUUCCUGUGAACAUAAUUCUUCCCACAACAAGAAGGACAAAGUAGUUACUUGCCAGAGGGUGAGCCAAGAAGAAGUCAAGAAAUGGGCUGAAUCUUUGGAAAACCUAAUUAACCAUGAAUGUGGGCUGGCAGCUUUCAAAGCUUUCCUGAAGUCUGAAUACAGUGAGGAGAAUAUUGACUUCUGGAUCAGCUGUGAAGAGUACAAGAAAAUCAAGUCACCUUCUAAGCUAAGUCCCAAGGCCAAGAAGAUCUAUAAUGAGUUCAUCUCAGUUCAAGCAACUAAAGAGGUGAACCUGGAUUCUUGCACUAGAGAGGAGACAAGCCGGAACAUGCUAGAGCCUACAAUAACAUGCUUUGACGAAGCUCAGAAGAAGAUUUUCAACCUAAUGGAAAAGGAUUCCUACCGCCGCUUCCUCAAGUCCCGAUUCUAUCUCGAUUUGGCCAGUCCUUCCAGCUGUGGGGCAGAGAAGCAGAAAGGAGCCAAAAGUUCUGCAGAAUGUCCUUCCUUACCCCCCCAGUGUGCCUAAUACUCAGAGGCAGAGGGCUGAAAUGCCAAGACUUUAUGCUCUGGAAAACCUGAGGCCAAAUAUUGAUCUGUAUUAAGCACCAGUGCUUUAUCCACAUUGUAGCCUAGUGUUCAUGCUGCCUGCCGUGUGUGAGUCACUUCCAUGUAAAACUAGACUUAGUUGUGUUGUUCAUCAGGGUGGGACCCAAUUCCAGUCAAAAUUUCCCAGGUUUUCUUAAUGGUGUCAUGUGAGCAAGUCUCCAAAUAAUGGCCUUGUAGGUCUGGAUUUUCAAAGACCGUUGGCAGUCCUCCACUCCCAACAGUUGACCUCAAGUUGGUUGGUUGGUACACUUCAUGUGACGUCCAUAUGCACAUGUAUUGUCAGCCAGCACUCCCUACAGGCUCUCAAUGUUUAGGUGAGGUUGAUAUGUACAUUUGUAUGUGUAUAUAUUAAAUAUAUGUAAUAUAUACAUAUACAUUCUGUAUAUAUUUAUUGUGUCUUUGUAUACAAAUUACAAAUAUGUGUGUAUAUGUAUAUAUUGCACACCCAUUUCUGCAAGAGUAGAUGGGAAAGACCCUAGGUGCUUAAACUGAAGUGUGCACGCAUGCUUAAAUGUGUGUUCUGAUCUCUGGUUCUUUUUACUGUGUUUGAACAGGGCAAACUGAACUGCCAUGCAGGCUAAGAAAGGAGCGUUAACUUGUGGAAAACCAGUUCUGUAAAAUCAUUGGGUCUGUGAUAGAGAAUAAUCCAGGGGACUAAAUGUCUAAUUUAACCACUGAUGGCCUCCAUAUUGAGCACUAAGCUAAGAGCAAAUACUAUAAAGAAUCCUCUGUCUGACCAACACAGAACUGCCGUGUGUCAGUUUUUACUACUGGUACUUUUAAAGAGCCUAUGCUGCUGGCCUUCCCAUCUUUGCCUGGGUGCUCAGGCCAUGUUUGUUAGUAGCUGGGUUGGUCUGGAGUUGAGACAUGGGGUGUUUGAGCUGAAUGAAGAAAUGCAGUCAGGCUAGCCCUACCAUAGGUUACUGGCUAAGUGAGGGUACAGAACCUAAGGGUUACUAUUAGUCUCUUCCUUCCCUCUCUUGGUCAAGGUGCUCUCCUCAUUUUCCCUCUGAGAACCUUGCCUGUCAGAUGAGCCUCCUUAGGUCACUGUGGUUGGUUGUUCUUAGAACGAUUCCCUGUAAUGGUUCUAAGCCACAUGAUUAUGUUUAUAAAGCAACAGUAUGCGAAAAGUUUUGCUUUAUAAGGAAGAAGCAAGUUCUCAGACUGAAAAGCCCUCAUCACUUUUCUGUUUUGAGGUUAAGAUCUUGUUCAUCCCACCCCAAGUAUCAAGGCUAGCAGACAUGGAAAGCGUUUCUUCUAGACUCUGAGAUUAAAGGAGAGAAGGAAGGAAGGAAGAAUGGAAGGAAGGAACGAAGGAAGGAAGGAAGGAAGGAAGGAACGAAGGAAGGAAGGAAGGAAGGGAAGGAAGAGGAAGACAGGAUAUCAAUAUUAGGACUACUGUUUGGAACUUUUCAAGGUACAUGAAAUACUUGAAAAUCUCUCAUUUGUGUUAUUUAUGAUGUUGUUUUGUACAAUGUUUUUAUUAUUGUCUUGUUUUCUAAAUGGAGGUAUGGGGUAUUACCUGAAUUACUCAAGAAUGCCCAGGAUGUAUUUUUCUUCUCAUUCAUCUAAAAUACUGCCUUUGAAAGCACGCACACACUCAUGCACACACCUCACCCAUUGCUCCAGUUUAAAUUACAUGCACGAGCACCUUUGUGGCUAGUAAGCCAAUGCACUGGGCUGCAAAAUGACAAUACUGGAGUAGUGUGUACACAAGUCUCAUUGUAUUAAUGAUGUAGGUUUUCUAACUGUACCCCCUUGUCUCUCUGGCAGUCUUGCUUGUAAUGUCCCCCCGAAGUCUCUCAUCAAUGUCCCCUUUUUAUGUUAUAUACAAUUCCACAAUCUUGUUUGUAGUUGACUCCUGGUUCCAAAUGUACAAAUCUUUGGUCAUUCCCUAAUAUUAUCAUGACUUUCAGAUUCUACCUGUACUCACAGACUAUAGGUCUGGAAGGUCCUUCCGAAUGAGAAGUAAAUUAUUUUAUGUAACACA